Messenger RNA from Dunckerocampus dactyliophorus (ringed pipefish), 4044 nucleotides. RefSeq names its product prickle homolog 2b (gene prickle2b). The transcript has 8 exons. Lineage: Eukaryota; Metazoa; Chordata; Actinopteri; Syngnathiformes; Syngnathidae. The record is from RefSeq and is a predicted model, not a curated record. Gene Ontology annotation, molecular function: zinc ion binding. The coding region runs from base 437 to 3022 and encodes 861 amino acids.
ACUCACGCACUUCCACGCACUGCGAGUCCGCGUGGAUAUAGUCUCCAAAGCACCAAUGUUGUUUAACUGUACGGAGGAUAUUUAACUUUUAUUUUCUGGGAGUGGAAACACUAAAACUCUUCGGAUUCUCUGGUCUCUUCUGGAUUUGCUGGUGCUACAUUUUGGACUUUUGACGCACUGCAAGUCCUGUGUGACUGCAGUGUGUUCGUUGGCAGGAGUGGUGAAUGUGUUCUCAGUGGGCUGACAAAAGGCUUUCUUCACGGAGUGGAUAGAUGUAGUGGCGGGGUACCGACACCACGCAGCGGCUCUUUCUUGGCAAACUCUGCGGUGCGAUGAGGAAGACGUGGAAGACUCUGGCUUCACCCAGCCGCACUGUAUAAAAAGGAAGAUUUGUGUGCAUUGUAAGUGUCGUCGAGAGGAGCAUGCAGUGAGCGCCAUGCCUGUGGAAAUGGAGAAGACGGUCACUAAGCUGAUGUACGACUUCCAGAGGAACUCCACUUCAGAUGAUGACUCUGGUUGCGCUCUGGAGGAGUACGCCUGGGUGCCACCAGGACUCAAACCUGAGCAGGUCCACCAGUACUACAGCUCCUUGCCUGAGGACAAGGUGCCCUAUGUGAACAGCCCGGGAGAGAAAUACCGAAUCAAACAGCUCCUCCAUCAACUCCCGCCACACGACAACGAGGUUCGCUAUUGCAACAGUCUGGAUGACGAAGAGAAGCGGGAGCUGAAGCUCUUCAGUAACCAACGUAAAAGGGAAAACCUUGGCCGGGGCAAUGUUCGCCCUUUCCCUGUGACGAUGACGGGCGCCAUCUGUGAACAGUGUGGAGGCCAGAUAAAUGGUGGCGACAUCGCUGUGUUUGCAUCUCGUGCCGGCCAUGGUGUGUGUUGGCACCCAGCUUGCUUUGUAUGCAGCAUGUGCAGCGAGCUGUUGGUGGACCUCAUCUACUUCUACCAGGACGGGAAGAUCUACUGUGGCCGGCACCAUGCGGAGAGGCUGAAGCCGCGCUGCACAGCUUGCGAUGAGAUCAUCUUGGCAGAUGAGUGCACCGAAGCAGAGGGCCGUCAUUGGCACAUGAAGCACUUCUGCUGUUUCGAGUGUGAGACGGUGCUCGGGGGCCAGCGCUACAUCAUGAAGGAGGGAAGACCCUACUGCUGCUCCUGCUUUGAAUCCCUCUACGCCGAGUACUGUGAUUCAUGCGGGGAGCAUAUUGGUAUUGACCAAGGCCAGAUGACGUAUGACGGGCAGCACUGGCAUGCCACAGAGGGCUGCUUCUGUUGUGCCCACUGCAAACGUUCCCUACUGGGUCGACCCUUCCUGCCCAAGCAGGGACAAAUCUUCUGCUCCCGUUCUUGCAGUUUGGGGGAGGAGCCCAACGGAUCGGACUCCUCAGAUUCUGCUUUCCAAAGCGCUCGCUCCACCAGAGAGUCCAGACGCAGCUCCAAGGCAGGAAAGAGCGUCGGUGGUGGAGGGCAGGCGGAGAAUUUGUCCGGCGAGGUGGACCCGUUGUCUUUACAAAUGGACCUACUGAGUCUCUCCAGUCAAACUCCAAGUUUGACUCGGGAGCCACCAGCCUGGCAGAACCAGAAGCAAGACGGGCACAAGUUUGAGUCUCAAUCUGAACCGGCCGCCAACCCCUCCCCGCUUCAGCUUCUCAGUCAGUGCAAUGUCAGAACAUCCUAUAACCCCCCAUGCACUGGACAGAACAAUCAACAGCAGGACCACAGGGUCAAGGAGAAUGGAGGUUUAAAGAGGCCACCCAUCUCCGCCAUGAAGGGUCACUCUCUGAAUGAGACGUGGUUCCAACAGCCAGCCCCAGAGGACUACUACCCCCCAAAACUGAAGACCCAAAAGAGUUUCACGGAGGUGUCUGAACUAUCUCAGCCCCACAGCGGAUUUUCUGCAGACAAGCGCUCCAUCAGUCUGCAUGGCUUCCAGAGGGACAGAGACACUGGUCCUCCAGCAGCAACCCAAGCAGCAAGAAGCAGGAACCCCAUCAAUGCACUUAGCUUCACUGAGCAACUGACCCCCCUACAGCAGACCCCAAGAGGAUCAAUGGAGUCCUUGUCCAUAGCCAACGCUGCAGAAGGAGGAGGGACACGGCAAGAGCACCUGUCUCGCUUCUCCAUGCCUGAUCUGAGCAAAGACUCUGGAGUGAACAUCUCCCAGAAAAGCAACAUGGACAACCUUAACUCCUCGGUCCAAUUCCGGAGCUCGGAGUCCCUUCACAGUGUCAACGGUGGUCAACCCUACAUGGAAAUAAACCCCCCCAGGUCCUCCCAGUACCAGCUGCAGUAUUGUGAGCCAUCCGGCACGGGUGUUGGCAGAAGCGCGGCUCAUUUACCACCCGGAUUCACCUACCAGGAGGAAGACAGGGUGAGCUUGGUGAGCAGUGCCAGUGCUGCACGCCUGCCACCCAUAAGUGAACGCAGGGUGAGCGGUGGUGUUGGUGGAGGAGGCGCAAGAGGAGCAAGUGUCAGGAUAGAAAUACCGGAGGAAACUCCUCAAAGACGCAGACACCACCACCAUCACCGCACCAGAAGAUCCCGGCGCUCUCGCUCAGAAAACGCUCUCAACUUGGUCACAGAGCGUCGCGUGAGACCACAAGAAAGACCGCAGCUUCACGUUCGAGAAGACUAUGAUCGCUUCCCUCCUCCGAGGAGUUCCAGGGACCAGUUUGGAGUCGGAGGAAGGGGAAGAUACCAACCGCAACUCUUUCGGCAGUGCCCCAGGACCACAUCAGACCUGACGCUUCAGAACCCGGGGGCCAGCCGGCGCACAGGCUUGAAUCAAUACUCCUGGGAUGAUUACGACGACGACUGGUGCUCCACCUGCUCUUCCUCGUCAGAAUCAGAGGAUGAAGGUUACUUCCUGGGUGAACCGAUUCCAAGACCCAUCCAGACGCGCUAUCUCAGCAAUCAGGAGCUUGUGCACAAGUACAGCACAGGGAUGGGAGGAGCCAACCGCAGUGCGCUGUUGACCACACACAAACGCAGAAAAAGCAAGAACUGCAUCAUUUCUUAACAAGUUGGCAUCUGGUCUGCCUUGCGCACACUGGCAUGCUCCUUCUGGAGAAAGACGAUACAAACAGCGUUGAGUGUUAAUCAGUAAUUUUAAUCAAAAGUCAAGUAACAAACUGCUGUGAUAACGCACCAGUGUUUGCAUGUGUCUUUUUGUAUUAAUCACUUACAGUAUCUUCUCUCACGCACCGCUCCAUCAUGUCCACGUUUUGUUUUUCUCGCUAAAGCUGAUGUGCAAUUCUUUUUUUGUUUUUGUUUUUUUUAAUGCAGAUGUUCUCUUUGCUACGGUUGAACUUUCAGUGAUUUUGAUACAGAAUAUACUCUGCUGUUGUAUUGGGUUCAUAGUAUGUACAUAGAUAAAUGAACUAAUAAUUUCACUUAAGUUAAGGAAGUGCGUGUAAAUACGGUUGUAAAUGACGCCUCACAUAUUUUUAUAUUUUGUAUGGAUAGAAUCAUUUAUGUAUUGAAUGUCUAUCUUGUAGAGAUAGACGAUAACAAAAACAACGUAUGCAUGUGUUACCGGGCUGACCUGCUCCUGCAUUUGGAAUAAAGGAUUAUUUCAGCGAUUAAUUUGAUUGACAGCUGCUGUUUAUCGCUGGAGGGAGCGUGUGCCUGUUCAGCAUUACGGUCUUCUCCAUCUGCUUGGUGCAUACGUGAAUGAUAAUAGGGUGCACAGGUGAAUUAGCAUUACCUGUCUCUCGAGUCUUAAUGUGCAAGAUGGCAGCCACCUUUGUUUUAAACAUUAUUCAAAGACGCUCUGGCGUAUUGCAUCAGCUCUUAAAGUUGGAAACUUCUGCUGACUACUGCCCAUGGGGAUCUGGUGUUACAGUUUGCAUACUAGUUAGUGCACUCAUUCUCGAUAGAGAACUUUUUUUUUUUUUUUUUUGCUUCAGUUGUGAAUUACUGCAAAGCCGCUGCGGUUUUUAAAACGAAGUGAACAGAAGAACGGUAAACAAAUGCCUGUGCUGAACACUAACAAACUUCAUCUGUGUUAUAACGUGUUUUGAAAUAAACGUUGUCUGAUUA